Messenger RNA from Mesitornis unicolor (brown roatelo), 1765 nucleotides. Its product is annotated as SH3 and multiple ankyrin repeat domains protein 3-like. Gene Ontology annotation, cellular component: dendritic spine; postsynaptic density; postsynaptic membrane. The transcript has 12 exons. Gene Ontology annotation, molecular function: ionotropic glutamate receptor binding; synaptic receptor adaptor activity. Lineage: Eukaryota; Metazoa; Chordata; Aves; Mesitornithiformes; Mesitornithidae. The record is from RefSeq and is a predicted model, not a curated record. The annotation marks the transcript as partial.
AUGCCUCGUAGCCCAACAUCAAGUGAAGAUGAAAUGGCACAAAGCUUUUCCGACUAUUCUGUUGAAUCUGAAUCAGACAGCUCCAAAGAAGAAACUAUUUAUGACACAAUUAGAGCAACUGCAGAAAAGCCAAGCAGCAGAAUGGAUGACAGUCAGAGCAACACAUUAGUGAUUCGAAUUAUAAUACCUGAUCUGCAGCAAACAAAAUGCAUUAGAUUUAACCCAGAAGCUUCAGUGUGGGUUGCAAAGCAACGGAUUUUGUGCACUUUGAAUCAGAGUUUGAAAGAUGUCCUGAAUUAUGGACUGUUCCAGCCUGCAAGCAAUGGUAGAGAUGGGAAGUUUUUGGAUGAGGAACGACUUCUUAGAGAAUACCCACAGCCAGUGAAUAAAGGAGUUCCUUCACUUGAGUUUCGAUACAAGAAAAGAGUGUACAAGCAGUUCAAUCUUGAUGAGAAACAGCUGGCCAAGCUUCACACGAAGGCUAAUUUGAGAAAAUUUAUGGAUCAUGUCCACCACCUCUCAGUGGAAAAAAUCACAAAGAUGUUGGACCGAGGACUGGACCCAAACUAUCAUGACCUAGAAAGUGGAGAAACACCCCUAACUUUGGCAGUUCAGCUUGACAAUACAGUAGAAGUGAUAAAAGCUCUGAAAAAUGGAGGAGCACAUUUGGACUUCAGAGCCAAAGAUGGAAUGACAGCUCUGCACAAAGCAGCCAGAGCCAAGAACCAAGUAACCCUCAAGACUCUUUUAGAGCUUGGAGCAUCUCCGAACUACAAAGACAGCUGUGGCCUCACACCAUUGUACCACACUGCUAUUGUGGGAGGGGAUCCUUACUGCUGUGAACUUUUACUUCACGAACACGCUACAGUCAGUUGCAAAGAUGAAAAUGGAUGGCAAGAAAUUCAUCAGGCUUGCCGAUACGGACAUGUCCAACAUCUGGAGCAUCUCCUUUUCUAUGGUGCCGAUAUGUGUGCACAGAAUGCCUCAGGAAACACGGCGCUGCACAUCUGUGCCCUGUACAACCAGGAGAGCUGUGCAAGAGUGCUGCUCUUCCGGGGAGCCAACAAAGAGAUUAAGAAUUACAACAGCCAGUCUCCUUUUCAGGUGGCUAUAAUAGCAGGAAAUUUUGAGCUUGCUGAAUAUAUCAAGAAUCACAAGGAAGCUGAUAUUGUGCCCUUUAGGGAGGCUCCCACCUAUUCAAACAGAAGACGGAGACCCCCAAGCACCUUAGCAGCACCUCGGAUCUUGCUUCGUUCCAACAGCGACAACAAUCUCAACAUCAACAACCUCCCUGAGUGGUCAGCCUCCUCCUCUGCUUCUUCACACCGCAGCCUUUCACCUCAUCUACUUCAACAGAUGCAGAAUAAUCCUAAUGGAACUGUAAAAACUGUGGGGAGUUACACUCCGUCCUCUCGGAGCCGGUCGCCAUCCCUAAACAGGCUGGGAGAGGAUGCCAAACGGCAGCAGCACAGGCACAUCAGUGCCGUUUACAGUCCUAGUGCCAACAAGGAUACUCUGUCUGCCUUGGAUUAUCAGGGUCCAAAACGCAAGCUUUACAGCGCUGUACCUGGAAGACUUUUUAUUGUCGUAAAGCCAUAUCAACCUCAAGGAGAAGGGGAAAUUCAUCUGCACAAAGGAGAUAGAGUCAAAGUUUUAAGCAUUGGUGAAGGUGGAUUCUGGGAAGGCAGCACCCGAGGACAUAUUGGAUGGUUUCCUGCAGAAUGUGUUGAAGAAGUUCAGUGUAAACCAAAUGAAAGCAAACCAG